UUGAAAAUAGAAACCUACGGGGUACGGUUGGCUCACACUGGGCCACAAGUAACCCUUGUGGUUACAAUCUUCACUCCCAUCUAUAAUUCCCCUUCUCUGUCUUCUUCUCUAAUAUAUCCCCUUUAGAUUUCCUCUUUUCCACUUCAUCUAUCUCUCAAGAGGAGUUAUUAGGUUUGUUAUGCCUAUGGCUCUUAACGUGAGCAAAGUUGUGCCCAGUAGUCCCAUUUUAGCGAAGAGGGCUAGUGCUUCGAGAUCUCAAAGGGUCUUGCUAGCUUUCUCACCCAAAAAGAGCUCCUCUGCUGAAGAAUUACAAGGUCUUUCUUGUACAAAGCCUGUUACUUUUGUUACUACUUGUCGUAGAUCUUCUUCUACUUUGUGUUUUCUUGGAAAGUCUCAAGACACUGAAACUAAACCACACGAGGAGUCACCUAACUCUCAAAUUGUACAAAAAGAAGGUGAGAAGAAAGUGAAGCCAAGGAGAACAAGCAGCUCAAGACAGGUUUUGGUGGAAUAUGUGUCUAAUGAUGCUAAGUUUGUGAAUGAAAGGGCUCGUAGCGACUUUGUUCUUCUCUCUCGUGGCAUUAUGAGACUUGACGCUCGUGCGCGUCAGGACGUUGCAAUUCUUGGUUCAGGGUUCCUUAAACUCGAUGCUCGGGCAAGAGAAGAUACAGAGAAAAUAGAUCGUAAUGUCAAGAGAAAAGCCGAGCGCCUUCAUCAUAUUGCUACUAUAUUAAAAAACAUAGCUCAGUCUAAGUUGAAAAAUGCCGCUGAUAAGCAUUGGAGUGACGGUGCCUUAGAGGCUGAUUUGAGGCGAGCAGAUUAUAAGGCUAAGCAAAGGGCAAUGGAGGAUGCAUUAAUGUCUUUAGAGUUCAUCAAGAACAUUCAUGAUAUGAUGGUGCAAAAAAUGGUUGACAGCUUGGUGAUGUCAGAAACUGGUACCACGGACCGCAUAUCUCUUGAGAAGAAUGGCAAAGCUCUAGACUUUUUUCCAGGGGAAGUUUCAUCUGAUCGCAUAUCUGCUAUAGAGGAAGCUUACAGCAGUAUGGCAUCAGCGCUCUCAGAAGCCGAUGGAAUUGACUACACUGACCCUGAAGAGCUUGAGUUGUUAGUCACAACUCUGAUAGACCUGGAUGCAAUGGAUGGUAAGAGCAGUGCAUCUCUGUUAGCCGAAUGCUCGAUCUCUCCUGAUGUCAAUACAAGAAAAGCGUUGGCUAACGCCUUAGCAGCUGCACCGUCGAUGUGGACACUUGGAAAUGCAGGCAUGGGAGCGUUACAGAGACUUGCGCAAGAUAGUAACCCAGCAAUUGCAGCAGCUGCUUCGAGAGCGAUCUUUGCGCUGAAGAAGCAGUGGGAAGUAGAAGAAGGUGACUCACUUAGGUUUAUGAUGAACUUGGAGAAACCGACUGAUGAUGAUGAUUAUGAUGGAGAGAGUGACCAUGACGAAAUCUGAAGAAAGUUCUUUUUUCAUGUAAAAGAAUGUUAAGUUUGUAGAUAACUUAGAGUUCAUAAUAACUUUAGUUGAUAUAAAAAAAAAUCAUAUGAAAUUAUGUAACUAUGGAUCAAUAGAAACCGGCAAAAAUAUUUAUUUAUA
Messenger RNA from Raphanus sativus (radish), 1591 nucleotides. RefSeq names its product senescence-associated protein AAF, chlorolplastic. The transcript has 13 exons. Bases 179 to 1450 code for a protein of 423 amino acids. NCBI's taxonomy places the organism in Eukaryota, Viridiplantae, Streptophyta, Magnoliopsida, Brassicales, Brassicaceae. Gene Ontology annotation, cellular component: chloroplast. The record is from RefSeq and is a predicted model, not a curated record. Gene Ontology annotation, biological process: cellular response to oxidative stress; leaf senescence.